Zingiber officinale is the source of this 776-nucleotide messenger RNA. RefSeq names its product 50S ribosomal protein L29, chloroplastic-like. Lineage: Eukaryota; Viridiplantae; Streptophyta; Magnoliopsida; Zingiberales; Zingiberaceae. The transcript has 2 exons. The coding region runs from base 72 to 599 and encodes 175 amino acids. Gene Ontology annotation, biological process: translation. The record is from RefSeq and is a predicted model, not a curated record. Gene Ontology annotation, molecular function: structural constituent of ribosome. Gene Ontology annotation, cellular component: chloroplast; ribosome.
CCGUAGGAACGUUAUCUGCCCAAUCCUACCCACAACGCAGUCACCGGAGAGAGAGCAACGAAGCGACGGAGAUGAUGGCUCUCGGAAUCUCAUCGCCGACGUCCUCCUCAUCUCAUCAAAUCCUUGCUUCCUUCUCGUUUCUCAGGGUUUCGCCUCCAGUUCUUUCCUCAAGGGCUUCGUCCUUCAGCGGAAUCGGACUUGGGGCCGCAGUUCGAGUUCCGACGCUGUGCUACAGUGCCCGCGGAGGAAGGCUGGUGGUGAGGAUGGCGAAGAGGGAAGAGGAGAUGAAGGAGAUACGUACGAAGACGACGGAGGAGAUCAACGAGGAGGUAAUCGACCUUAAGGGGGAGCUCUUCAUGCUCCGGCUCCAGAAAUCUGCGCGGAAUGAGUUCAAAUCUAGUGAGUUCAGACGGAUGCACAAAAGGAUUGCUCGAAUGCUAACAGUAAAAAGGGAGAGGGAGAUUGAGGAGGGAAUAAACAAAAGAUUGUCCAGGAAACUCGACAAGAAAUGGAAGAGAAGUAUCGUUGUUCGGCCACCUCCAUCUCUAAGGAAGAAGCAAGAGGAACAAAAGGCUGCAGAAGCAGAGAAGUCAUCGUAGGCCAACAUCACAUUCACAGACGAGUAAAACUAGCGCCAUGUUCACGUCUCUUGCUGUAUUACUCGUUAGAUUGUGGAAUUUGUCUUGUUACUGUGCUACCUGCAACCGAGUUCUGUUGAUUAACAGAUGGUGGUGAAUAUUUUGAUUUGAUUGGGAAAUGGUAGUCGAAUUCAUCUU